Messenger RNA from Sphaeroforma arctica JP610, 1637 nucleotides. RefSeq names its product lissencephaly-1. The coding region runs from base 296 to 1561 and encodes 421 amino acids. Gene Ontology annotation, molecular function: protein binding. NCBI's taxonomy places the organism in Eukaryota, Ichthyosporea, Ichthyophonida. The record is from RefSeq and is a predicted model, not a curated record. The transcript is spliced from 11 exons.
AUCAGAUUUAAGAUUUCGUGAUUGCGAUAUCACACAUAUCCAUAGCGCGAAUACCAUCACGUCCUACUUUCGUAUGUUGUUGAAUACCAGGAGUUAGCCACUAAGGAACAUAUGCACUACAGUAAAUAUAACUAGAAUCACCUCUACAUUUGUAUCGGUACGUCUGUGCAGCGUGAGACACUACACCGUGUACAUGGUUGUACAACUUGGUGCGGAAUAGGUCUCAGAUAUAUGCAGUUGCGGCUGACUCUUGUAGAAGUACUAGCUCGCAACAGCGGGCAACACAGCUGACACCAUGGUGUUAACUACGCGUCAGGAGGAAGAACUCCGCAAAUCGAUCAUGCAGUAUCUACUUGACGCCGGUCUCUCACAGACAGCUAGUACGCUUGAGAACGAAGCUCUCAUGGAUCCGCUUGAUGGCAACGAAGCAAAAAAAAACACAGGUUUAUUGGAGAAGAAAUGGGUAUCGGUGAUGCGCCUUCAGAAGAAGGUCAUGGACCUCACAGCUCAAGUGGCGACCCUCACGGAGGAACUCAGCCAAUCGUCCACCCGAAAACCGAAUAACCAAGACUGGAUACCCCGGCCGCCGGAGAAACAAAGGUUAAAGGGACAUAGAGGUCCCAUUACGUGCGUUCGAUUCCAUCCCGUUUAUGCCCUCGCUGCCAGUGCCUCUGAAGACGCCACGAUAAAGGUGUGGGACUAUGAGACCGGAGAGUUUGAGCGAACCUUAAAGGGGCACACGAAUAUAGUACAGACGAUAGCCUUUAACCACAGCGGCAGUGUCAUCGCAUCGGCGUCCGCUGAUUUGACCAUCAAGCUGUGGGACUUCCAAACAUACGAGUGCACAAAAACACUCUAUGGACAUGAUCACAACAUAUCUGGAGUGACCUUUACACCCUCGGGGGAUCAUAUCCUUUCUGCUUCGCGAGAUAAGACAAUUAAAAUGUGGGAGGUGGCUACUGGAUACUGCGUGAAGACUUUCCAGGGCCAUUCCGAUUGGGUGAGGUCUGUGGCCAUCACCGUGGAUAGCGCGAUGUUUGCGACGGCGUCUAACGAUCAGACGGUCCGUAUAUGGAAUCUUAGUUCAGGUGAGACCAAGCUAGAAUUACGAGGACACUCACAUGUGGUCGAAUGCGUAGCCUUUGCCAACGAGAAAGCGUGUGCGGCUAUUGAGGAGUUGAUGAGAGGCGGUCCCAAAGAAGGGGACGCGAGUACAAAGGCGCCAGCCAAAAAUAGGAAUGGGCUUGUUAGCCGGUUUGUGGCCACGGGAUCACGAGAUAAGGCUAUUAAAAUAUGGGACGCAAACAACGGCAAUUGUGUUGCCACGCUGGUGGGGCACGACAAUUGGGUGAGGGAAGUAGCAUUCCAUCCGAAUGGAAGGCUGCUGCUUUCAUGUGGGGAUGACAAGACCGUGCGGAUAUGGGAUCUUGCAGCGGGCCGAUUGGCAAAGACACUCAACGCACACGAACACUUCUGUAGCACUCUAGACAUACACCACACAAAUCCGGUGGUGAUCACUGGCAGUGUUGAUGAAUGUAUCAAAGUAUGGGAGGGCCGAUGAGGGGCGCCGAACGAGCGUGCGUGCGAGUAUGACUUGGAUCGAGCUCCGAAGGAUUAAUAAAAUAAGAUGAUAAUGA